Molecule: messenger RNA, 342 nt
Organism: Dentiscutata erythropus
Lineage: Eukaryota; Fungi; Glomeromycota; Glomeromycetes; Diversisporales; Gigasporaceae
Source: the annotation of a GenBank genome assembly
AUGAAUAACACAUUUGGUCUAUUUUAUAGGACCACUUCUAGAAUGAUUGAUUCCGUGAAAGAUUACAAAUUGGAACUUGAAGAUGUUUGUCAUUCAGAAGAAGAAAUUCAAAAUUCAAAAAAAAAUAUCAAAUCUAUGUUUGAAGAUAUUUAUGAAGAUAUUCGUCAUUUAGAAAAAAAUAUCAAAUCCCUAAGUGAAGAUUGUCGUCAAUUAGAAAAUUAUUUGUCUGACAAAAACACAAAAUUAUAUAUUGACAUUCGUGAUUUUCUAAAAGAAUUAAAAAAAUUUGAUAAUUUUUAUUUACUUGGAGAUGUCCAUUGUAUUGGUGGUGUUCGUGCUUAA